Messenger RNA from Telopea speciosissima, 1789 nucleotides. Its product is annotated as probable zinc metalloprotease EGY2, chloroplastic. The transcript has 13 exons. Bases 151 to 1761 code for a protein of 536 amino acids. The record is from RefSeq and is a predicted model, not a curated record. Lineage: Eukaryota; Viridiplantae; Streptophyta; Magnoliopsida; Proteales; Proteaceae. Gene Ontology annotation, biological process: proteolysis.
UCUGUUACACUUCGCUGCCAAUCCAGUAUUGCAGUAGGAAGCUUUGUUUCCAAGAUUCUAAUGUGUUAGUUAAGGUCUCACAGACAUCGCCAUGAAAUCAAGGUUCGCUGCUUGAUUUUAGAGCAGUUGCGUUUGUUGCAAACACCAGAGAUGAACGUUACGAUCACCUUCCGCGAUAGUUUCUCCUCCAUUUGGCCGUGUAGUCCUUGCUGUAAUCUUCGUCUUCAUCCAGCUAUCUCCUCUUCAGUUGCCGUGAGGCGGAGAUGUUUUCCAAGGCACCAUUUGCAGAAAAAUCCUGUUUCAAGGAAGCCAGGGAUUGUUUGCCGAGUGACUGAGACAGAGACUGAGCCAGAAAGUAAUAAUGAUAAGGAAACAGAAAUACCGAAAGAUGGAGAAAUGCCACUUUCCAGUGAUCCACUUACGCAGAAUGAUUCUCAGCCUAUUCUUGAUGAUCAAGACGAGGACCAAUUAACCAGGAUAGAAAUGCUUGGUUCAACUGAUGCAGUUGAAGAUAGCACAGGAGAAACUAAGGGUGAAGGUGACAUCCAGGAGGAGACUGUUUAUCUAGAAGUUGCAAGUGGAUCUCCUCUUCCAGGUGUGAAGGCGCAGCAACUGAGUGAAGCAGUCAGGGUCCCAAAGGAAACAAUUGACAUUCUUAAGGACCAAGUAUUUGGUUUUGAUACCUUUUUCGUCACAAGCCAGGAGCCAUACGAGGGUGGAAUUUUGUUCAAAGGAAACUUGCGAGGGAAGGCUGAUAAAAGUUAUGAAAAGAUAACAAAAAGGAUGCAGGAUAGAUUUGGGGAUCAAUAUAAGCUUUUCCUUCUCAUCAAUCCGGAGGAUGAUAAGCCGGUGGCUGUAGUUGUUCCAAGGACGACCUUGCAACCAGAGACAACUGCGGUUCCAGAAUGGUUUGCAGCUGGUGCUUUUGGACUGGUAACCAUUUUCACCUUACUUCUCCGGAAUGUACCUGCACUGCAAUCAAACUUACUGUCUACUUUUGACAAUCUUGAAUUAUUGAAGGAUGGCCUCCCUGGAGCCAUUACUACUGCAUUUGUUUUGUUUGCACAUGAACUUGGCCACAUUUUAAUUGCUAGACACACUGGAAUUAAGCUUGGAGUGCCAUACUUUGUUCCUAGUUGGCAGAUAGGUUCUUAUGGUGCCAUUACAAGGAUUGUUAAUAUUGUGCCCAAACGAGAGGAUCUUCUAAAGCUUGCAGCUGCUGGACCUUUGGCUGGAUUCUCUAUUGGUCUUGUGCUUCUGUUCUUAGGGUUUAUCUUACCACCAAGUGAUGGUAUUGGCAUUGUUGUAGAUGCAUCAGUCUUCCAUGAGUCUCUUCUUGCUGGUGGCAUAGCAAAGCUUCUCCUGGGAGAUACACUCAAAGACGGGACUCCCUUAUCCGUCAAUCCGCUAGUAAUAUGGGCAUGGGCUGGACUCCUUAUUAAUGCAAUCAACAGCAUACCUGCAGGGGAGCUUGAUGGGGGGCGCAUUUCUUUUGCUCUAUGGGGAAGAAAGGCCUCAUCUCGUAUCACAGCUGCUUCCAUUGCUUUGCUGGGACUAGCCUCGCUGUUCAGUGAUGUGGCCUUCUAUUGGGUUGUUUUGAUAUUCUUCUUGCAGAGAGGGCCAAUUGCUCCACUCUCUGAAGAGAUCACUGAUCCAGAUGACAAGUAUGUUGCUCUUGGCAUUUCAAUUUUGCUCUUGGGGUUGCUUGUAUGUUUACCGUACCCCUUCCCUUUCACAAGUGAAACCAUUAUGAAUCUGUAGGAAGACAUGCAUAAAUCUUUAGGAAGGU